AUGUCGUUCAUGGAGAGAUUUAGGAGGUUGUAUGAUUUAUCGAUUCAUAAGGACCUGUCAGUGGGAGAGAUGAACAUUUUGGGUUGGGGUGAAAAUGGAGAGGCUUGGAGGUGGAGGCGACGUUUGUUAGCUUGGGAGGAGGAGUUGGUAGCGGAGAUUAGGAAUUUGCUUACUAAUGUUACUUUGCAGGAUACUGAAUCAGAUGUCUGGCUUUGGCGGCCCAACAUUGGUGAUGGAUACACUGUUCGUGGUGUGUAUCAAAUGCUCUUGCGGCAGGAGAUGCACAACUAUGACGUUGUCUCGGAUGCUCCGUGGCAUAAGAGUGCUCCGUUGAAAGUCUCUAUUUGCGCGUGGCGUGUUCUCCGCAAUAGAUGGCCAACUAAGGAUAACUUGGUGCGACGAGGUGUUAUUUCUCAUGAUUCUCAAUUAUGUGUUACAGGUUGUGGACAAAAUGAAACAAUAGACCACUUAAUUAUUCAUUGUCCUAUUUUUGGUGAUCUUUGGCAACAAAUUAAAACUUGGAUUGGCGUGUUUUAUGUGGAUCCUCAUCAGAUUUUGGACCAUUAUUAUCAGUUUGUUUAUUCUUCAGGUGGUUAUGCUCCAAGAAGGUCUUUUCUUCAUUUGAUUUGGCUUUGUGGUAUUUGGGUUCUUUGGAAUGAAAGAAAUAAAAGAUUGUUUGUCAACACAACUAAAACAACAGAGCAACUUCUUGAGAAGGUUAAGAUUACAUCUCUCAAAUGGUUGAAAGCAAAAAAUGUAUGCUUUUCUUUUGGAUAUCAUUUGUGGUGGCAGCGUCCACUUGCUUGUUUAGGGAUUGGCUGA
Medicago truncatula (barrel medic) is the source of this 822-nucleotide messenger RNA. RefSeq lists its product as uncharacterized. Lineage: Eukaryota; Viridiplantae; Streptophyta; Magnoliopsida; Fabales; Fabaceae. The transcript has a single exon. The record is from RefSeq and is a predicted model, not a curated record. The coding region runs from base 1 to 822 and encodes 273 amino acids.